Larimichthys crocea (large yellow croaker) is the source of this 4533-nucleotide messenger RNA. RefSeq names its product taxilin gamma (gene txlng). Gene Ontology annotation, molecular function: syntaxin binding. Gene Ontology annotation, biological process: regulation of cell cycle. The coding region runs from base 316 to 1800 and encodes 494 amino acids. NCBI's taxonomy places the organism in Eukaryota, Metazoa, Chordata, Actinopteri, Sciaenidae. The transcript has 11 exons. The record is from RefSeq and is a predicted model, not a curated record.
ACAACCGCGAAGGUUUACCGGUUACACCGCUGAUCUGCGGGUCGGAUGUGGCGGCGGCACAUUUCCACAGACGUGUCUGAACGCAGGACGGGCCGUGUUCCGAUUCGGCUCGGGUGUUCCGCCUCGGUUGGCGCGCAUUUCUGUGUCGUCGUACUUUGAAAGUUUGUCGGCGCGUUAGCUAGUUUGAGAGCCAACGGGGAAAAGUUCAACGUUCAAACGUCGCACGUUACGUGCUGAAGGACUGCCGUGUGUCGUGGAGGGGAUGCGGGUUGUGAGACAUCGUGGAGUUGAGUGAACCCCUCGUGAUCAGGACUCAUGGAGACCACAGAAGUUUGUGAAAUUGAUGUGGCCAGCAGAAGAAUAGUGGGAGGCAGUGACUCUCCACCGGACCUGGACAGUCCAUCUCAGGAAGAGGUUGCAGAGUUUGGUUUGGGGUUGUGCUGUGCUGAAGAGGAGCGGGGGGAAACUCCAGGCAGAGAGGACAGUCCCAGCGACCUGGUGGAGGCAGAGCUUGACCCUGGAGGAGACCCCAAGACCGGAGAGGACAAGGCUUUUGGGAAGGAGGUUGUUCUUUUGAUGCAGGCUCUGAACUCCCUCGCCACUCCUGAGGAGAAACUGGCGGCUUUGUGCAAGAAAUAUGCAGACUUGUUGGAGGAGAGUCGCUGCAUGCAGAAGCGGCUGAAAGCUCUGCAGAAGAAGCAGUCUCAGAUUGUGAAGGAGAAGAUUCACCUGCAGGGGGAACACAGCAAGGCCAUCCUGGCUCGCAGCAAGCUGGAGAGCCUAUGCAGGGAGCUGCAGAGACACAACAAGACACUGAAGGAGGAAAACGCCCAGCGGUCCAGGGAGUACGAGGAGCAGCGGAAGGAGGCCAUGCUGCACUUCCAGAUGACCUUGAGCGACAUUGAGGUGCAGAUGGAACAACACAGCUCCCACAACACCAAGCUGAGGCAGGAGAACAUGGAGCUGGCCGAGAAGCUGAAGAAGCUCAUCGAGCAGUACGAGCUCCGUGAGGAGCACAUAGACAAAGUGUUCAAGCACAAGGAGCUUCAGCAGCAGCUGAUGGAUGCCAAGCUGCAGAGAAUCACCGAGAUGAUGAAAGAAGUGGAGGAGAAGCAGCAGAGAGAGAGAGACUUUCUGCUGAAGGAUGCCACAGAGUCCAGGCGCAAGUGUGAGCUGAUGAAGGAGCAAGAAACCCAGCUGAAACAACAGCUCUCCCUUUACAUGGACAAGUUCGAGGAGUUCCAGAGCACUCUGGCUAAAAGCAACGAGGUCUUCACCACCUUCAGACAAGAGAUGGAGAAGAUGACCAAGAAGAUCAAGAAGUUGGAGAAGGAGACAACACAGUGGAGGACCAAAUGGGAGAGCAACAACCAGGCCCUGCUGCAGAUGGCUGAGGAGAAAACUCUGCGUGACGGACACUUCAAGGCCCUUCAGGGGAAGCUGGAGCUGCUGGAGAGGCUGUGCAGAGCCCUGCAGAAGGAGAGGAACGACCUCAACAACCGGCUCAGCCUCCUCCAGGAGCAGGGAGACAAAGGGACCACAGCACUUCCUGAAGCCCAGCAACGAGAACCUCCGGCCAGGGAGGAAGACGAAGAAGAUGGGGAGGAAGAGGAGGUGGAGGAGGAAGAGGAAGAAGAUGAGGAGGGCUUGCCACAUGUUGAUGGGCUGGAGACAGAGGGCAUCCACGAAGCUCCCAGACCACCUGAACUGGACCCUCCACUGGCUGCUACUGACCAAACCACUACUGCUACGAGGACAAGCAGCCAGCCUACAGAGAGCCCGACCACAGAGCAGGACUGAACACGCCUACACGGCCUGUGUGACGGGAGUCCUCCACACACCUCCACCUCCUCGUUCCAUAACUAUCAAAAAACCACAUCUUAAAGGAGAUAGAGUUCUUUUCUUUUUCACUUCUAGACUUGCCUCCUCAGAUUUCUCCACGGAAAUUGAACCCAUAUCUUUUUUUUUUUUGUGUGAUAGUUUAAGAAGUUUAACAUGAUUGUAUCAAGAGUCUAUUCUAAACUUUGCCCGCGUAUACAUAGGUUGUGAUAAUUGGUUUGUGGCGAGCACUUCGUACUCCCUGUUUUCUACCAUAACUGUAUUUUCAUAGAGAAUUUGAUGACGAUUGGCUUUUUAUUUCUCUUCACACAGUCUCUUCCUGUGGUGUCGUGUCUCAUUGGAAAUAGUUUGAUUAAUUCAAAAGUGGGGGAUAUGACACGCAUACUGUCAUAGGUCACUUUUUCCGAAUGUAGCCCGUAGUAACGUUGUGAAGUCACAGUCGGAGGUUUAUUCGACAUCUGUGUUAUCCACAGGGUAUUAAAUAUCGUAUUGAUCACAUCAUAUCAGAAUGCGGAUAAGCUGGUUUUGAAGCUGGGUAAUGUAGUCAUUCUUUGCUAAUACGGCUGUCACGUUUAUAAUGUUUGAAGUUGAAAUGAGUGUCAGCAGCCAUCACCAUCACUGUGACCCACGGCUGCUCUGUCAGUGAACCAGGCUGUGGUUCUCUUUGUUAGUGCGCACAGAGAAAAGCAGCUAUUUAACAGCAAGGGUGGAAGAAUAGAAAGUGAGACAAUAAAUGACAUGUGAUUCAGGAUUAGUUUGUUUCUCAUUCAACACAUUUCUACCAUCACCUCCUGCAGACCACAUCUGUUUGUAGAGCAGUCGAGCAUCAAGCUGAGCCUCCAGUUGGAGGUACUGUAGUGUCAGGAGUCUGCAUUGACCCACUGACUGCUGAAUAGUUCUUCAAGUCAUAUAUGUUGUUAUGGGUCUGCUUGAAUGGAUCAUGGAGGUGUCAGGAAGCUUUAUGAGCUUUAUGGGAUGGGUCACAAUUCACUUUGAAGCUCUGUCAUCUUUAAAAAAUGAUCAUCUUUAAGAUUAUUCUAUAUCGAAGUACAUUUUUGUUGUUUGAAUCGGUUUCCCUCUAAGCAGAAUUGAAAUCAUACAGCAGGGCAUUGGUUCCGCGUUGUGGAUGUGAUGCGUGAGAUGAAGCCCAGCGGGUAACCAAUCGGUUGAUGAUGUUGGGGCCUCUCAGCCCAGUUAUUACAGAUACCACAAGUUGCUUUUCUGUUCAGUCAGGGGGGUGUUUGCUGCCACGUGUAAUUUUGAACAGACCUCUCACAGCAGCAGGUGUCACCAAAUCAAUCAAACCAGAAAUCUGUACGAUCAGAACUGAUAGUUUCUCUUACUUAUGUUUGUGUCCUCUCAAAGGAAAUGUUUCAGUUUGUUUUGAAAACUCAUGCCAUCGCUAAAAUGUAGGAAACAGAAAUAACCCGUCAGUCGAGACAUUAUUUUGUUGUUUGCUUGUAAUUCACUCGAGAGACGACUCAAGCUCAGCGAAUAUGCAAAAUAUGUCACGAGUUACAUCCGCAUCUCAGCGCUGAAUUAUUUUUUAAUGAACCAUGUCAUUUGAUUUUCAUCUGGUCAUCAGCGGGGUGUACAGGGAAGAGGCAAGUCAGGAGUUCGGAACCAUUUAUCCAACGGCAAAUUCUGUAAACGAUGUUUUGAAAAUGAGUUUGGUACGUCAGAAUAAUGGACUGUCACUGCUGAAACUUUAUACUGGACGAAAACUGAAUGUGAUGUGCUUUUCUAAUGCGUUUGAAUAAAAGAUAUUGAUUUCCAUCAGUGAUGCAUAUCAAUAGGAGCUGCAGUUAUCGUACAUGAGGGAAGUCAUCAGUGUGUGUAGCGUCUUGAGAUGCUGAAUGUAGAGUCAAAGCAGCAGGGUGAGUCCCAUUCACACACCUCUCUCCAUCUGCAGAUUUGAUUCUCUUUAUCAGUUUUCUUCUAGGGCACCUCUGUCAAAUGUUUAAUGCAACUACUGAUCUGCAACAGGUCCAAUAUCUUGAAUAUAGUUCUUCAUUGUCAACGUUACCCCCGAUAACUGCUUCAUCAGCACCCUUAUUCCAGGAUCCCGGUUUUUGAUUUGUGGGUAUAAUUACAAGACUGAUCCAAAAUCAGCAUUCCUUUGAGAGCUCAUAUGUGGUGGCCAUAAGACGGAGCAUGUUGCCACAGCUCUGUUCAGUUUAGUCUGUCCUCUUUAGAUCAGUGGGACGGACAAUCAUUCCUUCAAUCUGAACACACACACCGACUGCCUGCUGGAUGACGCCUCUGGAUGCCACCUUGCAUGCAGUCAAUAUUGAUCCGUCACUUCUGGCCUUUCGAAACUUCUCAUGCAUUUCUCUUCACAUUGAGUGACUUUGAAACACUGAUGUGAACACGUACAGGGUCAAGUGUCAGAUGUGUGUAAUUUUUCUUUGGUGCAGGACAGAUCUAGUCAUGCCCCGAGCCCCAAGGGAAGACUUUCAGCAUCUAUUUCCUCUUUGGCGUUUUCCCAGAUUGACUCUCAGGUAAUGUCAGAAUCUACCUCUGCAGGUGAGACUUACUGUGAAAGAAGAGGCAUGAGUCACCAUAGCUUCUGAGAGCUUUAUUUUUACUAAAAAAAAAAAACAAAGUCUGAGCCCACGCCCCCUCUUUGAUUGAUUGUACAAUGUUCUUAUAGUCCUGUCUUGCUUUUCAAUAAACAUUUUGUAGAAUUUGCAA